GAAGCACAUGCCUGAAUGUCAGGGUGUUGGGAGUGACUGGAGAGACAGUUAACGAAGUCAAAUCUUGGGGAAGGAUCCAGAUUCAGUCUGCAGUGAAGACGUCGUAAGAGGGACUGGGGUCCCCAGUGUGCCCUUUGGGUGACCUUUUGGAUGACAGACCAUUGCUGGCUGGUUUUCAGAUCUCACCAGAAGACGACUGGAUCAAGCAAAACAAUUACUCCGAUCUCACAAGUUGAUUGCCUGGUGUGACCAACGGUGGCAAAACCACUUUGACCAACCGACUUAUCAAAGUUCUUCCAAACUGUUGUGUUGUCCAUCAGGAUGAUUUUUACAAGGUAAAUUAAGCUAUUCUGCCUGUUUAAAAAUAGCUACUGAGGCUUAAAUAUAUUCCAUGCAAUGUCAAGUAUGUGCCAUAGGGAAGCCUGGUGUGAGUUUGUGUGGUUAAGUGGUUUAGGAAGAACAUAUUUAGCUUCUGAAAUGCCUUGGGCAGAUUGAAAUACAAUGGCCUUUUACAAACUGUUAGCAUGUUAGUUUCAACACAGUAGCCAAUUGGAACACAGGGAAAUGAUCUCCUUGAAUUUUAAUUUCACAGCAAAUGCAUGUAACUUUAGAUCAGCCUAUUGGUUUAAAGGGACUUAUUUUUGCUUUUAUUUUAGCUAUUUUCCUAGUUUGUCCCCACCUUGGCCCUUUCUUGUAAUCGUUCUCUUUACAAAAAAGACUCUGGCUUUCCAAAGGCCUUUUAUGACAUAGGCUGCAAGCAUGUUUGCAUUUAUCAUUUAAAACAAAGACAAGCUAACCUUUCGGCACAAGGGACCACAUCCUCAAAGGCUUUUAGGCUCCUCGCUUGCACUGAUUUCAAUGUCAGGGGAAGGGUCAAACUGUCUAACACCUUUAGCUCUGUUUUACCUCUGUAGGAGCCUGAGCCAGUCUAUGGAAAGAUUCACACUAAAGUCAGUUGGCUGUGUUGGAUCAAGCCCAGGCGGAUGGCAAGGACAAAGCCACGUUAGAACAUGUUACCGAAUUGUGUUUUGGGCUCUAACAAUGAUCAGAAGGGUCAUAACCGUAUUUUGAUCCCGCUGAUAUAGGCAAGAUCAAACCAUGUUGUGACACAGUGGGAGAAUUCCUAUUUUAUAACACAAAGCCCCAACCCGGUCGAUGUUCCUGUGCUCCCAGACCUAAAAGGCCUGUUUGUCUGUCCUUCAUGCAUGUACAUGCCCUACUGAAUAGAACUCAGCACUUUAUAUUGCUAAAUUGGAAGUGUUUCUUCAUCCUAACCCAAAAAGUGCAUCUAGAUAAAUGCUAAGAGGAGCUUUGAGAGGUAGUUAUAACUUUUUCUGUAAAAUAUGUAUUUCAUUCUGCCAUGUUAAAUUUAUAAAUGGUUAUUGAAAGCAGAGCUAAGAGCAAACGAAAGUUACUGUGCUGACUCACAGCUUUUAUUGGACGCGUUUGUUCAGUAUCGUAGGAAUUAAUGUAAGAUGUGAUACAGCAAUGGUCACUUAACACUACCUGCAUUUUUUAAAUCCAAAGAUUCUAUUUCUUGACUUAAAACCAUGCUUCUCUACCAAAUCAGAAAUGGCAUUUUUCUGACUUUAUGUUAAACUGGGAAUCCUUGGGCAGACGCAGCCUCCUUGGGGCAAGAGAGCAAAUUCACUUGCUGAUACUCUCAGAUGGGGUGGAAGAUGGGGCGGUAAAAAUGCUCCAUCAGGUUUCACACCCGAAGGCUGCUGCGGCCGUUUUGUUAAGUGAACUCUUGCUUCGUUGUGUAGUGCAGUCGUGCACAGGUUGUGAUCACAUCGUAGCUAACAGAUCACCCUGCCUUUGCAGCAAUGUUUUAUUGCUCACUAUAUUUCAGCCACAAGAUCAGAUAGAAGUCGGGGAAGACGGCUUUAAACAAUGGGAUGCACUGGAAUCCCUGGAUAUGGAGGCGAUGGUGAGCACAGUGAGGGCGUGGAUUGAGAAGCCAAGGAAAUUUGCCCGUUCCCAUGGGGUGAAUAUUAAGCCUAAUUCUAAAGAUCCCGCCCCGAAGGAGAUCCACAUUCUGGUCAUUGAAGGCUUCCUGCUUUACAAUUACAAACCGCUGACUGACUUGUUCAACAGACGCUACUAUCUGACAGUUCCCUAUGACGAAUGCAAAAGGAGGAGGAGUACACGCCAUUAUCCUAUUCCUGACCCGCCUGGUCUUUUCGACGGCCACGUCUGGCCCAUGUAUCUGAAGUACAGGAAGGAAAUGGAGAUGAGUGAGGUGGAUGUGGUGCAUCUGGAUGGAUUGAAGUCUAGAGAGGACCUGUACAAUCAGGUCUUUGAAGAGGUUCAGAACACACUUUUAAAUUGUUCAUAGGUAAAUAGGCACCUGCUUCUAUGUGCAUUGGUCCCUGCUGAAACAGCACACUUCUUCCACACUGGGCUAGUCUUGCUUUCUGGAGUCUGAGAAGAGCUGAAAGACCCCGAUUUGAUGUAAAUAGUGCCCUAGGUGUUAGAAGAUAGUAUUAGGUAGGGUGUAUUUGUGUAAACCAGCCGUAUACUGUCCCUUGGAAAAGCUCUGAUGUAUAUAAUUGAAAAUGUGAAGAUAAGUUAUUUACAACUCACCCACAGGCAGGUUUUUUUUUAAAUCUAUAUUCCACUGGUCUAAAUAUGUGAUUUUUAAGAUGCUUUUUUCCACCAUUCAAGAGCCCACCCUCUGCUCUGCCUCUACUUUUGAAUAGCUUUUAAGCUUCUGCUUUAUUGCUUGUGACACCACCUUUUAAGUUCAAAGGGUUUUGGUUUUUUUCAAAGUGCUGAUAUGAAAGACAUGAGCUGUAUGUCAGCCAGCCAAUAAAUACUAUUUUAUGCUCAACCCUAUUGUGCAUUUAGGAGGAAACCUUGUGGCUUUCACAAGCUAGGUCCUCUCCCUCCCUGGAGUUCUUAAGACCGGGAUACCUCUGAAUUGCCUACAGCUCUAUGAGUUUCCUGGUUUUACCACC
Molecule: messenger RNA, 2960 nt
Organism: Pelodiscus sinensis (Chinese soft-shelled turtle)
Lineage: Eukaryota; Metazoa; Chordata; Testudines; Trionychidae
Source: RefSeq, a predicted model, not a curated record